Molecule: messenger RNA, 1603 nt
Organism: Spirodela intermedia
Lineage: Eukaryota; Viridiplantae; Streptophyta; Magnoliopsida; Alismatales; Araceae
Source: the annotation of a GenBank genome assembly
AUGGCUGGUUUUUUACACUCGUCUAAUUGGGAAAUUCCCAAGCGUUGACAAUGGUGGCUCAAGUGUCAACACCCGUUGUGGGGCUUGAAAGUUGUUUUAUGGUUCACAUUUCUACACACAUCAUAACUUAUUUUUUUAAUAUCUUGUUAUACAAUUUUGGGGGAUCAAUCUAGUCAUUUACAUUUUUUGGCUUCUCAAACUAUCAUUUAUUUGGCUAUAAAUCGUGCAAAAAAUGUCUGCACAGUUUGUAACCAUUGUAAUCAGCUUAUAUAGUUCAGCGGGGAUUUCUUUCAUAGCAAGAUGACCCAUAAAUUUUUCGUGUUUUACAUCUUGUUUACAUAUCAAUGGGCUCUAUCCUUCAGAAUUCAGUUACAAACUUCCUUCAUAAUGAGUGUGAUUGCCCAUUUGUGGUGAAUAUCGUGUUAAUUUCUUCUCGAUAUUGUUAUCAUCAUUCAGGCAGCCCGCUUCCGAAAAAACCCUGGGAACAGUCCGGAGCAUCAUCAGGUGCCAUGCCUUUCAAUCCUCCAUCGAAUGGCAGCACGAGUGAAAUCGUUGAGGCGUCUGGAACCGCAAGACCCGGCGAAGUUGUGUCUGGAACAGAGGGGAAUGCUGUCGUAAACAGAAACCCGAUCGGCAGGCCAGUUCCCUCAAGGCCCUGGUCAUCAAACUAUGGAAACACUCCUGGAGGUAAUUGCUGGUUCUUAUAAAAUGACCAGCAAGAUCAUCAUCUUCUUAGCACUCUCAUUUCAGAUUCAGUGAAGAAGUUCCUCUGUCCACAUGCAGGUUACGGCUCGUCGAUGAACUACAACGGUGUGGGUUAUGGCUCAGGAAUGUACGGAUCAUCUUAUGGGGGCUAUUCGGGGCAAAUGGGUGGAGGCAUGUAUGGAAAUACCAUGUACAGGGGGGGGGGUUACGGCGGGGCUUAUGGCGGUGCCGGCAUGUAUGGAGGAGGGGGCAUGUAUGGCGGUGGAUAUGGCGCCAGCCCAUAUGGCGGCGGCUAUGGGAUGCAGAUGGGAAUGGGAAUGGGAAUGGGCAUGGGGGGGGGCCCUGGAAGUCAGGAUCCCAACAGCCCGUUCGGCGGCCCUGCCUCGCCUCCCGGCUUCUGGAUGUCCCUCAUGAGAGUGGUAUGCCCCCCCCCCCCCUUGCCUCCAUCAUUCUUCUAUGGUUUUGAGGGCGAGAAUGAACAUGAAUUCUGACUUUUGCCCACUUCAUCUCCUCCGCAGAUGCACGGCGUGGUCGACUUCUUCGGCCGGAUCGCCUUCCUCAUUGAUCAGAACACCUUUGCUUUCCACGCAUUCAUGUCGGCCCUCCUCCAGGUUCGUCCUCCACCGCUGGACCCAUCUCCUCAGGGGUUGUUACCCGAUUCCUUAGAGGCCGUGUUGAUUCAAUGCAGCUCUUUGAUCGCUCCGGUAUGCUGUACGGGGAGCUCGCGAGAUUUGCGCUGAGGAUGCUCGGAAUCCGAACGAAGCCCAGGAAGGGGCUGCAGCAGGAGGGCCCCGGCGGCUUCCAGGGCCCUGCCGGGCCGCUGGCCAUCGAGGGCCCAAAGGCCGACGGCGGCGCCUGGGACGGCGUGUGGGGCGGAGGAGUCGGCAAUGGAAUGUAG